ACAACUAAGUACUUUUGCGGUGACAAAAAGGUCACGGCCAAGACGUGCUACAAGGACAGAGGCAAUGCCCGUGUGACUGGGUAUUUCAAGGGAUGGGCCUCGAACUGGCCGUGCAACGUCUUCCAUCCGGAGCAGAUGCCGCUCCCGCUAUACACACACAUCAACUUUGCUUUCGCCACCACCGACCCCAAGACGUUCAAUGUACUGCUGGCAGUGGAGUCGUACAUUGGUCUGUACAAGCGGCUGGUGGUGCUGAAGAAGAAGGACCUGAACCUGAAGAUCUUCAUCGCUAUAGGCGGCUGGGCCUUGAACGACCCGGGCCCGACGGCGACAACGUUUUCGGAUAUCUUGAUUCUCUAG
Molecule: messenger RNA, 360 nt
Organism: Colletotrichum navitas
Lineage: Eukaryota; Fungi; Ascomycota; Sordariomycetes; Glomerellales; Glomerellaceae
Product: glycoside hydrolase superfamily
Exons: 1
Biological process (GO): carbohydrate metabolic process
Source: RefSeq, a predicted model, not a curated record